Messenger RNA from Bactrocera tryoni, 4441 nucleotides. RefSeq lists its product as uncharacterized. Bases 1380 to 2393 code for a protein of 337 amino acids. The transcript is spliced from 4 exons. Lineage: Eukaryota; Metazoa; Arthropoda; Insecta; Diptera; Tephritidae. The record is from RefSeq and is a predicted model, not a curated record.
GGUGUUUCACUGGGGCGCCAGCUGGAACAGCUGUAGGUAAGUAGGUAGGUGGCCGUCAGCAGAAAGUCGCUUGAGUCGACAGCUGCUAGUCGUCAGUAGAGAAGUCAGUCGGUAUCAAUCGCGAAUCGGAGUUAGUUGUGCGCGCUGCGAGAAAGAUCGUCGAGACGAGACUCUUACUCCAACCACUUGAUCACUCACUCAUUCACUUGUUUAACUACCGCUAAGCGUUUCCACGCAGACACUGUACUCCCAACCACAUUACACACCACUCAAUAGUCUGACGCUUCUGUCAGACCACUGGCGAAAAGUCGAACAAACGUGCAAUUUGUUUCGAAUUGUGGCGCGCAAGCCGGAUUCCACCGGUCAGCGGACAUUCUCACAGUGAAUUUUAUGUUUCAACAAAACAAAAAGCACCGGCCACACAAUUAUUUCGCAUACAAUAAUUAAAAUCGGCUUUUGUUGCCACGCGCAUCGGUGACUCGAGAAUCAACACGCUUGUGUUUGUGAAAUACUACCUCAAUACGAUUACGAUAAAAAGCGAGGAUCACUCAGUCCCAGAACAAAUUAACCGUAAGCACACCACGUUACGGUUUUCAUACGGCGGCAUUGGCAAACGAAAACAUUUGUGAAUAAAACUAAAUGCAAAUCGAUCGUCGUGUAAAACACUUGAAAAUAAUAAAUCUCAUUAAUUCAUCAAAAUAUUUGCCUGCACACCGUAGCUCGAGUAAUUAGUGAAACGUGGUGUAAUGCACACAAACUGUUUCGCUUAAUAUGUGCAUUAGAGUCGCUGGGGACAACAGAUUGGCGCAUUGCUUCGCAUUUCGCAUUUUCCAAUGAAACAGUGUAUUCCCAUGAAGAAUUGUAAUUUGCAGCACGUCAACGGCGUUGAGUUCUCUGACGUACACAUACAUAAUAGCUAACGUUCGUGUCCCGUAGUGCGGUAUUCGUCAUAACACGUCCGGAACAACCGUUAAUUGUUAAAGUGCAAGUCGUUUACCUUUCAGUAUCAAAAGCGCACGAAACAAACAUACAACAAACUGUGUAAAGUACAAUUGUUAUUGGGUUUUUAUAAAGCAACAACAACAAUAAACUAACUUUUGUGGUAAAGGUUUGAGGAUUUUACCAAAAGACAUAAACUACACACAAAAUAAACAAUAAAAAUACAAGUGUAUAUACUUAUAUAUUAAGUGCAUACUAACACACAUGCGCAUAUUUACAAAGUCAACACAAGAAGAUCAGCUGCGAAAGUUUUGCUCGCGUUGUCUGGUGUGAAGAAGUAAAAGGCGAUCGUGACUCAGACUUCCCAACGUUGAUUGGUGGACAGAUCGCACAUUUCCGCUUGCCAUACAAAAGAAUAGAAACCACAAAAUAACAUAAAAAUGGAUUAUAUUGUAAAAGCAUACAAAGAUUGGAAACUCCACUCUCAGUUCCAUGAGAUCGUACCCGAUAUGGAUGAUGCUGAUUACAUGAUGUUUAACGAGAAGCAAUCCAUUCGCGAAUCUGCGCGUUCACUCAAAAAAUAUGGUAGCACCUGCUAUAAUCAUAACAUAAGGAACAACGAGACGUUGAUACGACAUGACGUGGAGAAGACAGAUACACUCCAGGGCAUUGCGCUAAGAUAUGGAUGUUCGACGGAACAGAUACGGCGCGCUAAUCGGCUGUUCGCCUCAGACAGUCUGUUCUUGCGUCAGUUUUUGCUAAUCCCAGUGGAUAAAUCGUCGCCGUACUAUCCCAAAGCGGAUGAAAAUAAUCCAUUAGAACUUAGUUCCAACAACACUGUGCUGCAAAAUAAUAUAAAUUCGCAAAAUAUUGUAAAUUCUGUAAAUGCAACAAAUGCGAGUAACCCAACCGCUGAUCCACUUGGAGUAUUCGCAGCACCAACCAGUUGUCUUGACUCAGCAAAUAAUCCACGUCCAUCCACGCUGCCAACUCGUCCAUACUCAAUCGCCGGUGAAUUAUUAGUGCAAAACAGCGACGAUGAUGUCACGUUAAACAGUCACAGCAGCAGCAGUAAUAAGCAGAGCAAAUCGCUUGACUCUGUGGUGGCUAUGACGCCGGAGGAGGAAAAUCGUAAAUCCAUAAACGAGUUUUUGAGCAAAAUCGAUUCAACUAUCUCGGAGUCGAGAAAAUAUGUUGAGAAAUCCAAAGAAAUGAUUACUAGCCAGAGUGACAACGAUCUGUUUGUUACCACCGAUUUUGUACAGCACAGGCGUAACAAUCACUUGAAUAAUUCUUACAAAACGAAUCGGCAAAAUCAAUCAAACCACCAACGGCACAGUUCUUCAGGCAGCACAUCGGACACAGCGCAGCUAUUGAAUACCACGCAAACACGACACGUGCAAAAGUCACUGAAGCGACUAGAAAAACAGCAGGAUGAUUUCUUCGAAUUGUAGCACACACACAAGAAACACAUCACUUCUCUGCGAUCCUCUGAAUGCCCAUUAUAGAAAUUUUAAUAUUAGUUUUAAUGAAAUUUAAAAUAUACUAUAUUAUAUAGAUAUCGUGAAUAAUUAUGGCAGCAAAAUUAAACAUAGAAAUGUAUCCUUAUUACUAAGAGUAAAACGCAAAUAUUUUAUACUAUAUACACAUACAAAUGUAGGAUGGAAAUUUGUUUGAAAGUUGGAAAUUAUGCUGAAAAUAUUAUAUUAUUUAACAAAAAUGACAUAAAGCAACCUCAAGUAUAGGCCAAUGUGCAAAAUGUAAAAUUUUAAAAUAGUUUGCUGACAAUUUUAAACUAUUUUUGCACUAUAAACUACGUUCUUAUUUGAAUACAAAUGUGAAUGAAGAAUCAAACUUUUUCGCAUUUACACACACCUACACACACACACUCAACUGAUGUUACUUAAUGCACUUGAAUGCCAACACAGCCACGGGCAGUUAAACAGAAACUCUGUGAAAUUAUGAUAAAUAGUAAAUAUAUAUAUAAAUAAUAUAAAAUUUUAAUUUUAUUAAGGUGUAAACAUUUGUACUGCAUGAAGAUUUGAAUAGCUAACGCUACGUAUAUUAAAUAAGUUGAACUGUUUAAAGUGCGAAUACUAUAUAUGUAGAUAUGUAUUUGUGCAUGCAAUCUACUGAUCUACUGACAUAUAUAUGUAUAUAAAAUAUUUAUGAAUUACAUAUUUUCAUUUCGUAUUUGGUAUUUAUAAUUAUAUUUGGUUAACAUAUACACAUAUUUUUGUUUAAAAAUCUUACGGCUUUAAUUUCGAUUGGAGCUUUGACGUUUUUCUAUUCAUUUUUUCCGAUCAGUUAUAAUACUGAGCGUAUGAGUAUUAUAAUAAUAUGAAAUUUUAUUUGAAAACAAUUAAUUAAUGGUCUUUUAUUUUUUAUUUUGCUAAGCAAAGUGCUGCAAUACAAAAUUGUCAAAGUCUUCAAAUGGUUCAGUAACCGGAAUAUGAGAAGAAAUAUAUUUGUUAGUGGUUGACCUCGACGACAUUUCUUUAAUCAUUACACACAUUCAAGUUGUGUACUUAAUUGGGCAUAUUGCACAUGUGUUUCUACAUUUGUUGUAUUUGCCAUACCUUUUGUUAAGGGGCACACUUGAAAAAAAUAUUUUGUUUACCUUUGAAUUACUAGUGAAUUUAAAAUACUGUUUUAGUUAUAGGCAUCAAAAGCGUAGCCCACAGGAACACAUUUUUCCACAUGUUCUGUAUUUAGUUCUCCUUAUAAUGGGUCAACAAUUUUUGAUCUCCUCAAAAUUCUUCUUUUGUCAAUUUUUAAUUUUUGUUCGUUUGUUUAUUUUACCGUUUCACCCAUUUAUUCUUAAAAUAUAAAGCUACUUAAAAUUGUAACACAAUUGUUAAAGUAAUUUAUUUUUAAUUUGUAAAAAUUGCGAUUAAGAUUUCUAUUUAUUUUGAAAUUAUAAAAAUUACUUUAUUUUGCUUUGUUAUAGCCGUGAUAUGUUACUUCGAGGUUAUAAUUUUGAAUAUUGUGAAAUCUACAAAUGUACCUUAAAUCCUUCGACGUCUACAAAAAAAUGCAAAAUUUUUAAUUUGUAUGAAGCAUACUUUUGGAAAGAAUUUAUAGUUCAACUGUGAACAUAAUAAUUCUUUAUAUGGAAAUAAAAUAGUAUUUGAAUGGGAAUUGUCAUAUUUUGAAGAAUUAUAGCGCGAAAAAAAAUCAGGUUUAUUAAAAAAUACUUAAACUUACAUAUGUAUGUGUGCGUACAUAUAUUUACUUGUAUUAUUCUACUAUCAUCCGUUUGUAUGAUCUCUAUUUGAGGUUAAGUUGAAAUGUUUAUAAUGCUUUAGGAUCUUCUAAUGCUACACGAUAUGGCUUGCAUGGUUCCUUGACUUGUACCUUGAUUGUGUAAAAUGAUUUGAAAUUCAUGUUUGUAGAUAGAAAACAGAUUUAACAACUCGCUAUUAUUACCAGCGCAGCUUAUGGCAGUUUACUAACAAAGUAAGAUGCAAUACCUGCAUAAUAAUAAACAUAAAUAAAAUAA